GAUGGUCGUACAGUUUCGCGUUUCCCUGCGUAAAAAUCCAAAAGGGAAAAUCCAAAAAAAAAAAAGCCACCGACGCUCCAACAAAAAUUAUCCAAAAAUCCGUGUAGUGCUCGAGGAAACGAGUGAAAAAUCAUGGGUAAAACAAAAAUUGCUUGUGCAAAGUGUCAGAAAAAGUGUUCCGGCGAAGUUUUGCGUGUGAGCGAAAAAUAUUUUCACAAGGCGUGUUUCCAAUGUAAGAAAUGCAACAAAUCUCUUGCCACCGGCGGAUUCUUUUCCAAAGACGGUGCGUACUAUUGUACCUCAGACUAUCAAAAGCUUUAUGGGACAAAGUGUUCGGCCUGCAAUGACUACGUUGAGGGCGAAGUUGUGCAAACGAUGGGCAAGACGUACCAUCAAAAGUGCUUCACUUGCAAUCGGUGCAAUCAGCCGUUCCAAUCUGGAGCAAAGGUUACCAACACGGGCAAGGAAGUUGUCUGCGAAGCAUGCAUCACGGGAUCGCCUUCGAUCAAAAAACUCACGAGCGGCAGUGUCACAUCUAGUCCAAAAAUUGCUACGGCAUCACAGCAGGAGCACGAAAGCGUGCGAAAACCUCAAAUUCCGAAAUCCAACGAUCCGAAUGAUUGCGCAGGAUGCGGCGAGGCACUCAAGGAAGGUCAAGCGCUCAUCGCACUCGAUCGUCAAUGGCAUAUUUGGUGUUUCAAAUGUCAAUCGUGUGGUUGCACCUUAAACGGCGAAUACAUGGGCAAAGAUGGCGUGCCGUACUGCGAAAAGGACUACCAGAAGGCCUUUGGGGUCAAAUGUGCGUACUGCAAUCGUUUUAUCAGCGGAAAAGUGUUGCAAGCUGGCGAUAAUCAUCAUUUCCAUCCGACAUGCGCUCGUUGCACGAAAUGCGGCGACCCAUUCGGUGACGGGGAGGAGAUGUAUUUGCAAGGAGGCGCUAUUUGGCAUCCACGUUGCGGACCUGGACCCUCAGCAGAGUUCAAUGGGACGAUAAUAAAUGGAUCGAGUGUGCCGGGAAGUGCAAAUGGGCACUUUACUGAUACAGAAUGUGAUCGCAUUAGCACAAGCGCGAGCGAAUUACAGUUUUCAUUACAUUCACGCACCCCAAGCGUUAACGGGUCACUUUAUAGUCCUAAUUCAUACAAAAAGUAUCAUCGCACUCAAUCGCCGGGUCUCAUCUUGCGCGAAUAUGGCAGACCUGGUUUCGAGGACAUUUCUCGCAUUUACACGUACAGCUAUCUCACGGAUGAGCCACAUUACUUGCGGAAACCCAUUGAGCCGUACGAUCGCCCACCCGUUUCGCCGCACUUUCAUCGCCCCCAUACCAGCUACGAUCGCGAUCGUCCUCCGUCGAGACCUCAUUCGCGCAGCAGGAGUGCCAUGAAGGUGCUGGUUGAUAGCAUUCGGAGCGAAACGCCGCGUCCCAAGAGUCCCGGCAUGAACAACGAAGAACCCAUUGAGAUGUCGCACUAUCCAGCUGCGAAGAAACCCACUGCCGGCGAAAAGCCAAAAAUUGAACGAGAUGAUUUUCCGGCGCCGCCCUAUCCGUACACAGAUCCAGAGCGGCGACGACGCUAUUCGGACUCGUAUAAGGGAGUGCCCGUGUCGGAUGAUGAGGAGGAGAAUGGCAAAGAUAAGGCGCCCAAGGAUGAGGUUGAUGAACGCUUGAACAAGGAACAAGAAGAGCUAAAGAAAAUCAACAGCGGCAUGGGAGCUGUCAUCUUGAAAGAUUUGAAGGAACACGCCAAAUACCGUCGUUGGAAGCAAAGCCAUUUGGAUCCCAGAAACUCGUCGAGAACGCCAUCUGCUGCAAAAGAACCCAUGUAUCGCUUACGAUACGAAUCCCCGAUCGGUGCAUCGCCAUCUCGCAAUUUAGACCAUCAAAAGCCUUUCUACGAAGACGAACAAUUUGACAGGUCAACCAGUUAUCGCGGAUCUGUAGGACGUGCAAUAAAUAAUGCGCCAAGUUAUAAUGUUAUUCAUUCUUAUCGAUCACCACCAAAGCCUGGAUAUGGCUUUAAACAGCCAAACACAUUACCAGCCUCAUAUCGCAGUGGCUAUGUUAGCGGGUAUAGUUCUGACUUUUCUUAUGGAGGAUUGGGCGACAAAACGCAUAGCACAGAGUUUAGUUGUGGAAAGUCGGAUGUGUCUGUUGACUCAAUUACCGAUGGCGAUCGACGUGCAUUAGGUGCCGAUAUUCCGGCAAGCAGUACAUAUUCGGGUGCUCUGUCGUUCCAUUAUCCGCAACAAGGCGUCAAUAUUCGUCGUAGCUUACCAAAUAUGGCACACAGUAUGCUUGUGCACGAACCAGCCAAAAUUUAUCCAUACCAUCUACUGCUGAUUACGAAUUAUCGUCUGCCUGCCGAUGUUGAUCGGUGUAAUUUGGAGCGCCAUCUAUCUGACACGGAAUUUGAAGCGGUAUUCCAAUGCACACGAUCCGAAUUCUACCGGCUCCCACAAUGGAGACGCAGUGAAAUAAAACGACGAGCUCGACUCUUUUAAACACGGAAAAAAAUUUUCAUCAAAUUCUACCAAUUAUUCUAUUCUACAAAAAAAAAUAAAUCUAACCCAAACGUAUUAAAAAAAUAUUUUACGAAAACUAUUUGAGGGGUGAAAAUAAUCAGACAGCUUCAAUUUUUUUAUAUUUCAUUAAGUUUAGUGUAGGAACCGACUUUUAUAAUCAAAUAAUUUGCCUUUUUUGUAAGUUUUAUUUUUAAAUGAAUAUUGUAUGCCCUUUAUUUGUACUCGGCAGCUUUUUUAUGUUUUAUCACAAAUUAUGUUCCUUUUUUUCUUGACAACUAUUUUUUUUUUUUUGAGAAUGAUUGUAUUUAUAUAAUUAUUUUAAUAUAUAAAAAAAAAUAAUUUUAAGCCAAAUUUGAGUUCAAACGAGUUUUUUUAAAUUUUUAUUAUUAAAAUUAAUUUAUUUGAUGAUUUUAAAAAAUAUUUUAAAAAGGGAGAAAAAAAUAGUUGAAUGCUUUAAAAAAAAUAAAAAGGCCUCUAAAGAACUUUGGUGACAUUGUUGACGAUGUCCUUUAAUAAAAAAUAAUAAAAACAAUAAAAAAUUCUUAGAAUAAGUCGCUUUGAAAUUUAGUUUCGCUUUCGCGGUCAUCAGUCAAGUUUAAACGUCUUUAAUGUUCAUAAAAUAAAUAAAAAUAUAAAAAAUUACAGGAACCGAGAUAAAAAGAUGAGAAAAUAUAUUUUUGGAAAUAUUAAAAAAACACAAAACAGUAGAAAUUAGUAAAUAAGGGAACGAAGAAAUAUUUUUGAGGCAGUUAGAAUGUAAAAAAAUGCUUUGAAGACCGUGAAACACGCCAAAAAAAGCAAUUUCAGGUGCAUCUCUUUCUAUUUAUUUAAAUCCCUUCCCUUUUUUAUUAGAAAUUUAAGACGAAAAAAUUGCUUAGAGCCUUAACUUGUAAGAUUUUAACAGACAUCACUUUCCCUCUAAAUGAUGAUAACGAUAGAAAUUUGAGUAAAAAUAGUACUUUUUGUAUGUAAAAGCAUUCAAACUCCUGUAUUUAUUGCAUUUAUAUUUAAAUUAAUCAUCAUCCAAUGAAAGCCAAAAGAUGAAAAAAAUUUACACACAUCACAUUUUUUUUAUAAUUUAAAAAUAAAAAAAAAAAUCAAAUCUGGCAGUACAACAAAUUGCUUUUGUCGCAUCGUGGUAAAAAAAAAAUUAACAAUAAAAAAAAUGUAGGAAAUCAAUUUACGUUAAUAAAA
Culicoides brevitarsis is the source of this 3717-nucleotide messenger RNA. It is a transcript of the gene Unc-115a, whose product is annotated as actin-binding LIM protein 1. Gene Ontology annotation, cellular component: actin cytoskeleton. The transcript is spliced from 12 exons. The record is from RefSeq and is a predicted model, not a curated record. Gene Ontology annotation, molecular function: actin filament binding. Gene Ontology annotation, biological process: cytoskeleton organization; lamellipodium assembly. Bases 133 to 2502 code for a protein of 789 amino acids. NCBI's taxonomy places the organism in Eukaryota, Metazoa, Arthropoda, Insecta, Diptera, Ceratopogonidae.